This is a messenger RNA of Armigeres subalbatus, 2958 nucleotides long. RefSeq lists its product as uncharacterized. Gene Ontology annotation, molecular function: nucleic acid binding. The record is from RefSeq and is a predicted model, not a curated record. NCBI's taxonomy places the organism in Eukaryota, Metazoa, Arthropoda, Insecta, Diptera, Culicidae. Bases 1 to 2958 code for a protein of 985 amino acids. Gene Ontology annotation, biological process: DNA integration. The transcript has 3 exons.
AUGCUAUGUCAAUCGUCACCCACACCAGACACUCCCAAUAUUGUACUAGCCGCUCAAGAAACCAAGGCGUCACGAUCAGUUCUUCUCGCAACGGCGAUUGUGAUCCUUGAGGAUCAAUUUGGAAACACCAUGCAAGCUAGAGCACUACUUGACAGUGGCUCUCAGCUCUGCUUCAUAUCAGGACGAGCAUCACAGUGCCUGAAGUUCAAGCGAUCUCGUGAGGCACUUUCUGUUAGUGGUAUCGGUCAAGUCGCUAAGAAGUGUAAGCAGUCAAUCUUUGCUCGGGUUCGCUCACGUCUUUCGUCGUUCACUGGGGAGGAUAAUUUCUACGUUCUACCUCAAGUUACACUGAAUCUUCCUAUCCGGAGGAUUGAUUCCACCAAAUUACAGCUUCCGGUAGACAUCGCCCUCGCAGAUCCGAUGUUUACGGAGCCUGGUUGCGUGGAUCAAUUACUAAAAGGUGAAGGAUUCAACUUGCGAAAAUGGAGCAGCAACUGUCCAGCCAUUCUGGAGAAAAUACCAGCAGAACUUCAAGACGUUCGUGCUUUGUUCGAGCUUGACGACUCAAGUGCUACCAUCAAAACUCUUGGGCUGAUUUGGGAGCCUAGGAUCGACGUUUUUCGCUUCAAGGUGCCGGAGUGGAACUCAUCGGUCAUCUGCAAGCGAUCAGUUAUCUCCGAUUUGGCUCGAAUUUUUGAUCCUCUCGGGCUAAUUGGAACUGUAACCGUUUCAGCCAAAAUAUUCGUCCAAAGUCUCUGGAAACUGAAGGUGUCUUGGGACGAACCUCUGCAAAACGAACUUCGGAAGCAACGGGCCGAGUUUCGAAUAAGUCUGUCCAGGCUUGAAUUCCUGGAAAUCCCAAGGUGGAUCGCAUAUCGGAAAAACUGUCUUUCUGUAGAGCUUCAUGGUUUUUGCGAUGCUUCGACGAAGACCUACGGGGCGUGCAUAUAUGUUCGGUGUACGAAUUCAGAUGGGAAAAUCACCACUAAUUUGCUGGUAGCAAAGUCACGAGUCUCCCCGCUAGCAGAGCUGGGAAAGAAAAGGAAGCAGCUCACAAUUCCUCGGCUAGAGUUGUCCUCCGCUGUACUGUUAGCUCAUCUCUACGAGAAAACAGUUGCAAGCAUUCCGGUUUCCGCCCAGUCAUUUUUCCACACCGACUACAUGAUUGUGCGUUACUGGAUCUCAUCAAAUCCGUCGCGGUCCCAAAUGUUCGUGGCGAAUAGGAUCUCGGAAGUGCAACACCUGACGAAAAAUGGUACGUGGAGUCACGUAGCAGGAACGGAGAAUCCAGCGAAUGCUUUUUCGCGCGGCAUUACACCAGGAGAUCUACAAAACAAUUCGCAGUGGUGGAAAGGUCCACCCUGGCUGAAACAAGAAAGGGAAUACUGGCCAGAAACCCAAGAAGUCGUAUUGGAAGAACUGGAUCGAUCGCACCUCGAGGAAAGUUCUGCUGUAGUAUCCGUAGCUACAAUCUCACCACCAAGUGACAUCUUCAGCCUACGUUCCACAUUGCACCGACUGGAAAAACUUGUUGCACUACUGCUGCGUUUUAAAUACAACACUCUCCAUGCACGCGGGUCAAUCUCCAAAAGGCUCGGUGUGGUGACACUCUCGGAGCGAGAGGACGCGCUACAGAAACUAGUGAAAUUGUCACAGUAUGAAUGUUUCUCCCAAGGAAUCGUCGACCUUGAAAGAAAGGGGGAAGUUUGCCCAACGUCUCGAAUCAGGACAUUACACCCACGUUUGAUUGAAGGCGUACUCCGAGUCGGCGGCCGGCAGGAAAAUGCCCCAAUCUCCAUGAAUCGGAAGCAUCCCAUACUGUUGGACAAAAAUCAUCCCCUGACAUUCAUGAUCAUGCGUCGUUUCCACUUUGAACAUCUUCACGCUGGACCUCAACUGUUGGUAGCCAGUGUACGCGAACAAUAUUGGCAUCUCAGCGCUCGAAGUCUUGCUCUCGUGCAUGAUCAAUUGAUGGCCGAUCUCCCAGUGGAACGAGUCACUCCAGCUCCACCUUUUCUCCGGGUUGGCAUUGAUUAUUGUGGUCCUUUCCUGAUCUGCUACCCCAACAGAAGGCGAACUACAGUGAAGCAUUACGCUGCAAUCUUUGUAUGCCUGGUCACCAAAGCGGUUCACAUUGAGAUGGUUGCAGAUUUAACGACUUCAGGGUUUGUGGCCGCUCUGAAGAGGUUCGUGGCCAGGAGGGGGAAACCGGUCCUAAUAAUGUGCGACAACGGGUCCAACUUUGUUGGAGCAAGGCGGCAGCUAGACGAAUUAGCUGCACUUUUCAAGGAUCAGCAGUCCCAGUGUUCAAUCGCAGCUGGCGCUGCGGACAUAGGUAUUGAAUUUAAAUUCAUUCCAGCCAAAUCCCCAAACUUUGGCGGUUUGUGGGAGGCGGCAGUCAAGUCAAUGAAGCAGCAUUUGAAGAAGACGAUUGGCCUAAGAACGGUUACUCCCGAUGAGCUCAACACGGUCUUGACACAAAUCGAAGCGUGUCUGAACUCCAGGCCGCUCACGCAAAUCAGUAACGAUCCUAGCGACUUGGGCGUACUGACACCCGGCCAUUUUCUUGUGCAGCGACCGCUGACUGCGGUGGCAGGGCCGUGGCUGAAGGAUAUUCCAGAAGGUCGACUCUCCAGGUGGCAGCAGGCGGAAAACUUUGUCCAGCGAGUGUGGUCCAGAUGGUCCACGCAAUACUUGUCCGACCUGCAUAACAGGACCAAGUGGUCCCGGCAGAAGAACAAUUUAUUUGUUGGCACUAUGGUGCUGAUCAAGGAGGACAACCUCCCUCCUCUUAAAUGGCUCCUAGGCAGAGUGACUCAGGUUCAUCCCGGAGCCGAUGGAAAUAUCAGGGUCGUCACCGUGCGGACCAGGGAUGGGAAUUUCGUUCGUGCUAUCUCAAAGAUAUGCAUCCUACCCAUUUCUGACAACGACCAACCACCAACGACUGGGGAGAACUAG